AUGUGGAUAAAAACUGUGCAGUGGGAAAUGUUCCGCGAGGAAAUUCAAAGGCUUCAAAAGAAUCAGCAGAUUAGUAAAUCUUCUAAGAUUUAUUCCUUAUCUCCAUAUCUGGACGAGACUGGUGUUCUUAGGCCUUUUCAUCAUUUAAGAAACAUUUUGACAUGGUUUUGGAGCAAACUUGCUUUAUUAUACAUACAGCUAAGUAUAUAUGAAUGGUGGUCAAAAGACUGGGUUUUAGCAUCUAGUGAAUAUGAUUAUGAUGAUCAUGGUAGUGAUAGGCCCAAUAAAACAGUUCCUCAUCCAUGUGAAAAAGAAGUGGAUUUAUAUGAGAUGUUGCCGAGAGAUUUCACUGAACCUGUUAAAGGAAGACUUUCUAUGUGCCACUCAACUGGCUGUGAUAAACAAUUCAUUGUACAGCAAGUACCUUACACCAAUCUUGUUAUGUUAGUUGUUUAUACUACAUGUCCUUGUGAAACUACAUCAGUAAAGCUAGAACCAAAAGAAGUCAGUCAAAAUGAAACCCUGAGAUGUACAAGGAUGAAACAAAACAUGUACAGACGUCGUCCAAAUGUCUGCCUCAAUUAUCAUCCGGAAGAGGCAGACAUGAACAAUGAGUGUGGAGGUUCUAGUCAAAAUAAAGCAUUUAGUAUUUCCAAUUUAUUUUUAGGACUUAUUAUUUUCUAUUUAACUCAGCACUGGUUUCAUGUAUGAAAUGAACAGAUUAUAUCUUGCCUUAUAAGAGUAAGGCUUUGAAACUGUUGCCUGCCUUGUUGACCCAGACAAUGUUGUUACAUUGUUAUAUUUUAUGUCUGGACCAACCAGCCUGGAUGUACCUCUGUGGUGAUGUAUGGAAACUCUGAAAGACUUUUGUUCGUGAAUAAGGUCCAUGUGUGAUAAACUACAGCAGAGUCCCAGUUAAUCUAACAGAGAUAAUGUGCGUAUCACAGGUAAUUUGGGGUAGCCAAAUGUAAUCCUGCUUGUUUACAUAAGUGCAUGAUCUUUCUUUUUUUCAUUUUUGAAAUUUUAAGAUGACAUAUCCUUUACACACAAUUCAUAAACAUAUAUUCGUUUUUUAAGUGUUAAAACUUAUCUUCAGUCAUAUCAAACUUCAAUGCUAUACAUUAUACAGCUGUAAAUAAAGAUGUUUACAUUGUUUAAAUUAUACAGAAUCUGAUGUAUUGAAUAUUAUAUAUUCUUCCACACUAUACAACAUUUGCUCUAUGGGUUGUUGUUAACUUCCUCUGUUAUGCCAUGGGAAGAGCCUGUCAUUUUUCCUGUGUAAUAUGCAAGUUAUUCCUAAGGCUUCACACUAAAAAAGUGGGAAGUUGUAUAAUGAAACAGUUGUUGUUCCCCUUUAAAAUGGCAGUGAAAAGUUUAAAAAAAUAUAUAGUUUACUUUACUUUUGUUUUCUUCUUGGUGUAUUUAUUUCCUAUAGGGAAACUAGUUGUCCUAUGUUUCAACACUUUUGUCCAUCCAACUAGUCUGAAAUUUUUAUUUCAGAAAAAUGCACAAGUUAAAAUCUCGUAUAAAAAAUUACACAUAUUUUUCAUACUUUGGUUGAAUUAAUGCAUAAGAUCUUUGUAUUCAUUCUAUAUGAAUAUAGAAAAUAUUUUAUAGAGUUAUUGUCUGUAACAGAAAAAGUCAGUGUAUUUAAAGCAAAUAUCAAAACUCAGAAGCAGGGAGAGCCUAGGCAAGCCCCAUGUCAGUGUCAGUUUUGCUACCCAGCACCAUCCCGCAACCUUACCCCUCUACAGGGUUUAAGCUGAGUUUAAAAGAUUUUAAGCGAAUAAACUAAAAUAAGGGGAAAAAAACUUUAGCAAAAAAAAAAAAAAA
Molecule: messenger RNA, 1833 nt
Organism: Uloborus diversus
Lineage: Eukaryota; Metazoa; Arthropoda; Arachnida; Araneae; Uloboridae
Product: voltage-dependent calcium channel subunit alpha-2/delta-3-like
Exons: 6
Coding region: 1-711 (236 amino acids)
Cellular component (GO): voltage-gated calcium channel complex
Molecular function (GO): voltage-gated calcium channel activity
Source: RefSeq, a predicted model, not a curated record